Messenger RNA from Punica granatum (pomegranate), 1279 nucleotides. Lineage: Eukaryota; Viridiplantae; Streptophyta; Magnoliopsida; Myrtales; Lythraceae. The record is from RefSeq and is a predicted model, not a curated record.
UUCUCAACUCACUCCCUUUCUCCCUCCCAAACACAACAAAAUUGAUCAAGCUGCGAGAUAAAAUGAAGGGCUCUUCUUCGGGCUAUCUAUGUGCUGCAGCGUACGGUGUCGUGUUGAUGAUAUUACGCGUGGAAGGGCAGGCGCUAGUGCCGGCUAUGUUCAUAUUUGGGGACUCUGUGGUGGAUGCGGGCAACAACAAUGGUUUGCUCACCAUUGUCAAGGCCAACUUCCCUCCUUACGGUCGCGACUUUGUCAAUCACAAGCCUACCGGACGCUUCUGCAAUGGCAAGACGGCCGCCGACUUCACUGCCGAGAACAUCGGGUUCACAUCAUACCCGCCAGCCUAUCUCAGCAAAAAGGCCAGAAGGAACAACCUCUUGAUCGGUGCUAAUUUCGCCUCCGCCGCCUCAGGCUACUACGAUGCAACAGCUAAGCUAUAUCAUGCGAUCCCUCUGACGAAGCAGCUGGAGUACUUCAAGGAGUACCAAGUCAAAUUGGCGAGGAUCGCCGGAGCGUCCAAUGCGUCGUCGAUAAUAUCGGGAGGACUGUAUCUUCUCAGCGCUGGCAGCAGUGACUUUGUUCAAAACUAUUACAUCAAUCCUCUCCUCUACAAAGUCUACACGCCCGAUCAGUUUUCCGACAUCCUCAUGAAAUCCUUCUCCAGUUUCAUUCAGAGCAUAUAUUCAUUGGGAGCACGGAAGAUCGGAAUCACCUCGCUGCCUCCGCUCGGGUGCUUGCCAGCUACGAUAACGAUAUUUGGCGAGGAUAGCAACGAGUGCGUGCCGAGGCUGAAUAGGGAUGCGGUUUCGUUCAACAGCAAGCUCAAUGCCACGGCUGAGAGCCUUCAGAAGAAGCUGUCUGGGCUCAAACUUCUCGUGUUCGACAUCUACCAACCUCUCUACGACAUCGUCAGAAAACCCUCGGACAAAGGUUUCGUUGAGGCAAGGAGGGCGUGCUGUGGGACAGGACUACUGGAGACAUCCAUACUCUGCAACCCGAAGUCGGUCGGCACGUGCGCGAACGCGACCGAGUACGUGUUCUGGGACGGGUUUCAUCCCUCCGAGGCCACCAACCAGAUCUUAGCCAAUGACCUGCUCGCAGAGGGCAUCUCGCUCAUAUUCUGAAAUGAAAUCUACGCACAAGCAACACAAAACAUAGAAAACUACCUCGUUUGGUCAUUGAUGUUAUUAUCCUUGAAUGGUCAAGGUCGUAUAUUGUAUUAAUUUCCCUAUUGAUCCUUUUAUACAUGCUGGCUAAAUUUGGGUGUGUUGGAGAUAAA